UUUCUAAAAUCCCUCUGAAUCCAUUGCGAUCGUCCUAUACGCGAUUCACCCUGAUUUCCGAAAGAAGAAUCAACGGUGAAGUAAACGGCUCCGUCACAGAGAACGAGUCCAAGUCAAAAACUCUACGGUGGAAUAUCUCGCCUGAACCACGUUGCAUCUGAUUGGAUCUAACAUCAUGGCAAGCAUCAAAGAGGAAAGUUCCAACAAAGUGUUUGGAGGCUUCCAGAAAGUCUACUCACAUGAGAGUAAAGAGUUGGGAUGUCAGAUGAAGUUUGCUGUGUACAUCCCUCCUCAAGCAGAAUCAGGACCUGUGCCUGUGAUUUACUGGUUGUCAGGUCUUACCUGCACUGAACAAAACUUCAUAACCAAAGCAGGAGCACAGCAGUAUGCUUCAAAACAUGGGUUCCUGGUAGUGGCUCCAGAUACAAGCCCAAGGGAUUGCAAGAUUCCCGGAGAGGAUGACAGCUGGGAUUUUGGCACUGGUGCUGGAUUCUACGUGGAUGCCACUGAAGAAAAGUGGAAGACCAAUUAUCGCAUGUUUUCCUAUGUCACUAAAGAGCUCCCUACCCUUGUUGCUGCCAAUUUCAAAGUGGAAAGCGAUAAGGCUGGCAUUAUGGGGCACAGCAUGGGUGGUCAUGGUGCUCUGAUCUGUGCCCUCAAGAACCCUGGCCAGUACAAGUCAGUCUCAGCAUUCGCACCCAUCUGCAAUCCUGUCAACUGCCCAUGGGGAGUUAAGGCAUUCUCCGGAUAUCUUGGAGAGGGCAAUAAAGAUGCAUGGAAAGACUAUGAUGCUUGUGAAUUGGCAAAGAAGUAUAAUGGCCCCCCAUUAGAGAUCAUGGUUGACCAGGGAAAGGCAGAUAAUUUCUUAACACAGGGACAGCUUCUGCCAGAUAACCUGGUCAGUGCCUGUGCUGAGGGUGGAGUUCCCAUCAUCAUGAGAAUGCAAGAAGGAUAUGAUCAUUCCUACUACUUCAUGGCAACCUUUAUGGCUGAUCAUUUUGACCAUCAUGCAAAAUUUCUUAAGGCAUAAGAAGCUAGUAAGCCGUCUUUCCUGAAAUUGGUAUCAAUUACUGCUAAUUACAUUUGGAUGAAUAAUUCACAAUAAAUCUGUGUCCUUUUC
This is a messenger RNA of Penaeus indicus, 1120 nucleotides long. Its product is annotated as S-formylglutathione hydrolase-like. Gene Ontology annotation, molecular function: S-formylglutathione hydrolase activity. The transcript has 7 exons. Gene Ontology annotation, cellular component: cytosol. Gene Ontology annotation, biological process: formaldehyde catabolic process. The coding region runs from base 176 to 1030 and encodes 284 amino acids. The record is from RefSeq and is a predicted model, not a curated record. Lineage: Eukaryota; Metazoa; Arthropoda; Malacostraca; Decapoda; Penaeidae.